CUAAAGCCGCCGCCGGGACAGCCCGUUGCCGGGGGGACGGCUUCAAGCAGUGACCUCCGAGUCAGGGAAGGGUGAUCGCGAGUGUCCGCUCCCGCCCCCGCCUGACAGCUCCUCUCUUCCCAGGGCUCGGAAGCUGAGUCUGGGCUCCCAGCGGACCCUCUGCGGCCAGGGCUUCUCGGCCUCCGGCAUGUGGAUGUCAUGUGGCCCGUGCUUUGGACCGUGGUGCGCAACUAUGCUCCCUAUGUCACAUUUCCUGUGGCCUUUGUGGUCGGGGCCGUGGGUUACCACCUGGAAUGGUUCAUCCGAGGAAAGGACCCCCAGCCCGCGGAGGAGGAGAAGAGCAUCUCCGAGCGCCGGGAGGAUCGCAAGCUGGAUGAGCUGCUAGGCCAGGACCACACCCAGGUGGUGAGCCUUAAGGACAAGCUGGAAUUUGCCCCUAAAGCUGUCCUGAACAGAAACCGCCCGGAGAAGAACUGAUGGAGGACACAGCCCCAUGGGUCUUUCUGCGGGCCAUCGCUGGCCCUGCCACUGUGUCUAUGCGGCCGGGAACCCACAUGUGAUUUGUUUUGUUGCUUCUUCUGGCCCCUGCCGCAUCACCCAGCCAUGCACGUACUCGCUGCUGCUGUGUUGCUAGGCAGACACCGACAGCCCGGGGGCCAGUGAAGAGGAAGGCCCUUGGGGGUUCUGGCCUGAAGGCCGCAGCCACUGUAUGGUGCGGUGGGGCUCCUGCGCUCCUGGGCACGCUGCUGGGAGAAGUGAGGGGCUGGGCGUGGGGCUGCCUUAGGAGGGAUGCCUGCAGGCUUAGUUCCAGUGUGCGCUGGGAAGGAUUCACAGUGCCACCCGGCUCCCUUCACUGUCUGCCCUCUUCCUGUGCUCCUUCUUCCUGAAAUCCUGUCCUAUCAGCUCAGGAAAGUGACUCCCUGGGGAGGAAAGCCUUUCUCUGUUCUUGGAAGCCCAGACUGUUUGCCGUGGGACAGGUGAAUUUGCUUGGAAAUAGUCACGAUUUUUCACCCGUCCCCGCCCCCCGCCCCCCAUCACUGUAUGGUACAAAACUUGAUUAAAGUGGCGUCUGAGAACCAUA
Molecule: messenger RNA, 1081 nt
Organism: Hyaena hyaena (striped hyena)
Lineage: Eukaryota; Metazoa; Chordata; Mammalia; Carnivora; Hyaenidae
Gene: SMIM12
Product: small integral membrane protein 12
Exons: 2
Coding region: 199-477 (92 amino acids)
Source: RefSeq, a predicted model, not a curated record